This is a messenger RNA of Penicillium pulvis, 1167 nucleotides long. Its product is annotated as aminoglycoside phosphotransferase protein. NCBI's taxonomy places the organism in Eukaryota, Fungi, Ascomycota, Eurotiomycetes, Eurotiales, Aspergillaceae. The record is from RefSeq and is a predicted model, not a curated record. The transcript has 2 exons. Bases 1 to 1167 code for a protein of 388 amino acids.
AUGCCUCCCCCUAGCGCCCUCCGACACGAUAUAGUUCAGGCUAUACGCGAAAAGUUUGCCAAAGAGCAAUUGAACCCGCCUGUCCCACGCAGUUUUGGAGAUAUCCCGGUCUCCUACGAUGCCAUUACAACGCAAUGGCUGACUGCCACCCUGAAUCGGGAUUCCACCGGAACUGUCGUCAAGCACUAUACGCUCGGCCCCGAAGAUAAUGGGACCGCCAAUCGUCGUCGAAUUAACCUGGAGUGGGACGGCCCCAGCGCGGCAAACUUCCCAACCUCAGUGUUCUGCAAGGCCACCCAUGCGGUAGAGAAUCGCAUUGUGCUGAGUAGCGGAGGUACCCACAGCGAAAUCUCAUUCUACAACGAUAUCCGACCUCGUGUUGAAAUUGAAGCUCCAUCCGCGUACUUUGCCGCAUAUGACCCCCAGUCUUGGGCUUCUAUGGUCAUGCUGAAGGAUAUUGGUGACACCGCUACCUUUUGUACUCACAAAACAGUCUUAAGCAAGGCUCAGUUUGCCGAACAGAUCCAGAUCCUCGCUAGGUUGCAUCGCAAAUUCUACGAUUCUAAGAUGCCCUUCUUCAAGAACCUGGUGGGAUACAAGGACCGGUUUAAUAACCUCAGUUCAUUUCUCGAUCUUGAAACGGUCUGCACCAAUGGGUUUAAAGCUGCGGAAGAGGUUAUACCAUCCAGACUGUUUGCACGGGAGGCGGAAAUUUGGCCUGCGACGGUAAAGUCCGUACAUCGCAAUGGCUCUCUGCCGCCAACAGUGGUUCAUGGCGAUGUCCACCUCGGAAAUUGGUACAUCACAGCAGAAGGCCGCAUGGGCUUGACUGACUGGCAGGCCCUAUCAAGGGGACAUUGGUCUCGCGAUCUUGCUUACGUCCUAGGCACGGCUGUCCCUUCCGACAAGCGCCGGCUUUGGGAGAAUGAAAUGGUCGAGCUUUAUGUUUCGGAACUGGAGAAAGAAGGCGGGCCCAAGGUCGAUCCGAAAGAGGCCUGGUUGGAACUUCGAAGGCAAUCAUUUGGCGCAUUGUGGUACUGGACAAUGACUCUUACACCAUCCACAUCCAUGCCCGACAUGCAGAGCGAGGAAACGACUUUGGACUUUAUUGGCCGCAUCGCUGCACUCAUAGACGACCACGAUGCACUCGAUGCUUUCGAAGAUUAA